This is a messenger RNA of Schistocerca piceifrons (Central American locust), 1011 nucleotides long. RefSeq lists its product as uncharacterized. The record is from RefSeq and is a predicted model, not a curated record. The coding region runs from base 1 to 1011 and encodes 336 amino acids. NCBI's taxonomy places the organism in Eukaryota, Metazoa, Arthropoda, Insecta, Orthoptera, Acrididae. The transcript is spliced from 3 exons.
AUGGGAAGAACGCAAAUAUGGGAAAAACGCAAGUAUGGGAAAAACGCAAGUAUGGGAAAAACGCAAAUAUGGGAAAAACGCAAAUAUGGGAAAAACGCAAGUAUGGGAAAAACGCAAGUAUGGGAAAAACGCAAGUAUGGGAAAAACGCAAGUAUGGGAAAAACGCAAGUAUGGGAACAACGAAAAUAUGGGAACAACGAAAAUAUGGGAACAGCGAAAAUAUGGGAACAACGAAAAUAUGGGAACAACGAAAAUACGGGAAAACGAAAAUACGGGAACAACGCAAAUACGGGAACAACGCAAAUACGGGAACAACGCAAAUACGGGAACAACGCAAAUACGGGAACAACGCAAAUACGGGAAAAACGCAAAUACGGGAAAAACGCAAAUACGGGAAAAACGGAAAUACGGGAAAAACGCAAAUAUGCGAAAAACGCAAAUAUGCGAAAAACGCAAUUAUGCGAAAAACGCAAUUAUGGGAAAACGCAAUUAUGGGAAAAACGCAAUUUUGGGAAAAACGCAAUUAUGGGAAAAACGCAAUUAUGGAAAAAACGCAAUUAUGGAAAAAACGCAAAUAUGGGAAAAACGCAAAUAUGGGAAAAAUGCAAAUGUCUAACGCAAAUAUGGGAAAAACGCAAAUAUGGGAAAAACGCAAAUAUGGGAAAAACGCAAGUAUGGGAAAAACGCAAGUAUGGGAAAAACGCAAGUAUGGGAAAAACGCAAGUAUGGGAAAAACGCAAGUAUGGGAAAAACGCAAGUAUGGGAAAAACGCAAGUAUGGGAAAAACGCAAAUAUGGGAAAAUGCAAACAUGGGAAAAACGCAAACAUGGGAAAAACGCAAAUGUCAAAAGCAAAUAUGGGAAAAACGCAAAUAUGGGAAAAACGCAAAUAUGGGAAAAACGCAAAUAUGGGAAAAACGCAAAUAUUGGAAAAACGCAAAUAUGGGAAAAACGCAAAUAUGGGAAAAACGCAAAUAUGGGAAAAACGCAAAUAUGGGAAAAACGCAAAUGA